Oldenlandia corymbosa var. corymbosa is the source of this 1272-nucleotide messenger RNA. Lineage: Eukaryota; Viridiplantae; Streptophyta; Magnoliopsida; Gentianales; Rubiaceae. The record is from the annotation of a GenBank genome assembly.
AUGUCUGAGGAGUCAAGUGAUGACUUCCCUAGCAAAUGGAGUGGUUCGAGUGAUGGAGAUUCAAGUGAUGUCCAAGAGAUUGAUGCAAGGAUUUUUGUCUUGGAGAGCAAGGAAGAGAAUGAUUUCAGGAGCAAGUGGGAUCUGAUAUUUCAGUCGAAAUUGGGAUUUGAUGUAGCUGCAAUUCAUAUACUUGAAGAUCGGAUUAGUGAGCUUCCAGAUGAAAUCCUUAGUCUUAUUCUAUCGUUUCUAACACUCAAAGAAGCUGGCAGAACAAGUAUUUUGUCGAAAAGAUGGAAGCAUGUGUGGAAAUAUGUUCCUGAUCUUGAUUUUAACGCAUUCACUACAUUAUGCGAGAUGAGAAGUUGGAAUUCUCUCAAAGAAUUGAUUUUCAAACGGGUCUUAGUUUCUGGGGGCGCUGUUGAAUUCCUUCUGCACAAUUGCAAUAAUCUUGAAAGUUUGGGUGUGCAUGCCUCAGGUCAUUUAAGAUCUUUGAAAAUUGGGAGGCAUAGAGCACUAGUGCUUAAGAACGUUCCGAAGCUUGUGCAUAUUGGCAUCCUCUCUCGUAGCUACGUCGUCAAGGAUUUUGUUUGCCAGUUUUCAUGCUACUUUUCAAAGCUCGUGGUUCUUUUCUUAUGUCUAGAUCCUAAUCAAGCUAGAGAGUUUGAUGUAAAACUACCUCAGCUACCUGCACUGAAGCAGCUAUCUCUAAAGUUUCUAUUACUUUUUAAAGAAAGCAUGCUUGGACUUACUUCAUUCUUUAGGGCAUCACCAAACUUGGAGAAGUUUGUAAUAAAGCUAGGAUACUCAUCUGAAGUAAGGACCAACAGAGAGCCAGAGAAUGUUGUAUAUUACCCAGUUCAACAUCUUAGAGUGGUUGAGAUAAUUGGAUAUCGAGGCCGUUCAAUUGAAUUGGACCUAGUCAAGUACUUUCUUGAAAGUGCUGUUUCUCUCAAGAAGAUAAUUGUUGAUCCACGUUUUAAAGAGGUUGAACAUUGUGGAGAAAAUUGGUCUUGCGAUCUUGAGACACUCACUGUGGAAGCUGAGGCUGAGGCGAUGGGGUGUUUGCAUGCCUUGGAUGCGGUGGAUCCCUCAGUUCAUCGUGAAAUAGUGCUGUACACAGAUUGUUUGGUCUUAACUCAGCUUCUUCAGCAUCAGGUUACUGCACCACAGGAAUUGCAGCUGCUGCUUUCUGAUACUUUCUGUCGUUUAGAUUGUUUUUCCAGGUUUUUUGUUUGUAAAGUUUCUCGCCUUCAAAGUACAGGAGGCUCAUGA